UUGCAGAUCAGUAUUGCUGUACAGUGCCUCUCGACGGACUUCAGCAAUCAGAAGGGUGUCAAAGGACUUCCGCUACAUAUUCAAAUUGACACCUAUGAUGAAAAUGACAGCAGCGAGGUACCGUUCCACAGAGGCUACUGCCAGAUCAAAGUAUUCUGCGAUAAGGGUGCCGAACGAAAAUUGCGAGACGAAGAUAAGAGGGCUCAAAAACGUAAAUUAGCAGAAAAUGAAAAGAAGAUUAAGGAUGGGUUUCUGAAUCCAGUACCGCAAUUUCAAGUUAGUACCAAACGUGCUGUACUAGUUCGUCAUCGUUGUCGUUGUCGUUUUCCUGUACAAGGUGCUAACCGAAAAAUGCUACAUGAGACACGUCGGGAUGAAAAACGCCGACUUCAAGGCCGUAAGAAGUCUGAAGGCGAGUACCAUGAGCCGUGUGAACGGUCAGAAUUUUACCAUAUGAGUGAUCUCACCAAACGUGCUGCAUUGUUUAUUGGUCCCGAUGAGUAUGAUUCCCGGUAUCUUGAUGCCAGUCUAACGUUUGAUCCGUUGUCUGAGCUUGAACCGAUCGCUAAGCGGCCGAGACCGUCAGAACGAGUAAUGCUCUACGCAAAAAAGCGUGAUGAACGGUUUUUCACAGCGUUACAUUUGGUUCCUCCAUCAUUGUCCGGUCUGCUGGAAGCCUUGAAUAAAACAUAUGGUGUAGAACGAGAAAAGGUGACUGGACUGUAUAAACAGUGUUUGAAAGGUGUAACGGUAAAGUUAGAUGACGAUAUGAUAAAACACUAUUGUAAUGAAGACACAUUUAUUAUUGAAAUUGAACAAGCAUCUGAUGAUCCGUCGUGCUGUACAGUAACGUUAGUUGAAACUUUGGUGGAAUCGCCACCGUCACAAUUCAGUGCUCCAUGA
Molecule: messenger RNA, 903 nt
Organism: Enterobius vermicularis (human pinworm)
Lineage: Eukaryota; Metazoa; Nematoda; Chromadorea; Rhabditida; Oxyuridae
Source: the annotation of a GenBank genome assembly